CAUGCAGGAUGGUUUGGGUCUUCCAGUGAUGAAACAGCUGGAAUUGGAGGCCGGUGACGGUGUCCUACCACAGACAGAGAGGACCAAGCGUUGUGCCUGCAGCAGCCCAAUGGACUCUGAGUGCCACUACUUCUGCCACCUGGAUAUAAUCUGGGUCAACACACCCAGUAAGACAACAGUUUAUGGUCUAGGCAGUGCUCUGUCCAGACGCAGGCGGUCCACUUGGCGCUGCACCUGUGCCAACCCUGUUGAUCAGACCUGCACCAGCUUCUGCCUUCACAGCUCAGAAAUCACUUCCACAAAGGGAUCUGUAAAGAGACGUCAACUCAACAUAUUCAACAUCCUAAGAGCUGUGGUCAGCCGGUCCAAGAGACCUCUGGAUGCACCUUGUUCAGACAAGUCUUCUGAAGCUCAGAAGAAGAAAGCUCGCUAAACAAUGUGGCUGUG
Molecule: messenger RNA, 447 nt
Organism: Micropterus dolomieu (smallmouth bass)
Lineage: Eukaryota; Metazoa; Chordata; Actinopteri; Centrarchiformes; Centrarchidae
Product: endothelin-1
Exons: 5
Coding region: 2-433 (143 amino acids)
Biological process (GO): intracellular calcium ion homeostasis; regulation of systemic arterial blood pressure by endothelin; regulation of vasoconstriction
Cellular component (GO): extracellular region
Molecular function (GO): hormone activity; endothelin B receptor binding
Source: RefSeq, a predicted model, not a curated record